Molecule: messenger RNA, 594 nt
Organism: Impatiens glandulifera
Lineage: Eukaryota; Viridiplantae; Streptophyta; Magnoliopsida; Ericales; Balsaminaceae
Exons: 1
Coding region: 1-594 (197 amino acids)
Source: RefSeq, a predicted model, not a curated record
AUGACUCAUAGUGAGAAGCCUCCAAUGCUAGAAUGUGAAGAGUUUGUCGAUUGUUAUAUUCAAAUGUAUAUGCAUCUGAUCACUAUGGAUGAUGAGAUGAUGUUCAUCCUAUCUGAUAGUCCGAUAAAGAUUUAUAAGGAAAGAAUUGAAUGUACGGCUGAUGAUAAAAGAAGGAACAACCUGGAUAAUCAUUGCAGGAGUCACAUCUUCAAAUCUCUGGACAGAAACACAUUUGGCAAAGUCAGAGAAUGUAAAACUGCAAAGGAAGCAUGGGAGACGGUAAUCCAACUCCAUGAAGGAAAUGAAAGAACCAAGGAGAACAAGAUACUAGUGGCCACCCAAAAGUUUGAAAAUAUUAAGAUGAGGCCCGGUGAAACCAUGAAAGAGUUCAGUGAUCGGUUUACUAAUGUAAUGAAUGAGCUGUCUAAAUUAGGAAAGAAGUACGACAGCAAGGAAACCAUUGUCAAAGCAUUGAGAUCUCUUCCCAGCAUUUGGGAUAUAAAGACCAUGGUGAUGCGAGAGUCCAACAACCUUGGGAAAAUGAAACUGCACGAUGUGUUUGAAGACUUGAAGGCAUACAAAUUUGAGAUUUGA